Molecule: messenger RNA, 4101 nt
Organism: Choloepus didactylus (southern two-toed sloth)
Lineage: Eukaryota; Metazoa; Chordata; Mammalia; Pilosa; Megalonychidae
Gene: MAP3K12
Product: mitogen-activated protein kinase kinase kinase 12
Exons: 14
Coding region: 128-2809 (893 amino acids)
Biological process (GO): protein autophosphorylation; JNK cascade
Molecular function (GO): JUN kinase kinase kinase activity; ATP binding
Source: RefSeq, a predicted model, not a curated record
GAGGAGGAGGAGGAGGAGGAGGCGGGAGCAGCAUCCGGAGCAGAGCUGCAGCAGCGCCGCCUUUUGUGCUGCGGCCGCCGAGCCCCCGAGGGCCUGCCCCGGACCGCCACGCUGGGGUCCAGAGGCCAUGGCCUGCCUCCAUGAGACCCGAACACCCUCCCCCUCCUUUGGAGGCUUCAUGUCAACCCUAAGUGAGGUGUCCAUGCGCAAACUGGACCCAGACACUUCUGACUGCACCCCUGAGAAGGACCUGACGCCUACCCAGUGUGUACUUCGAGAUGUAGUGCCCCUCAGUGGGCAGGGCGGGGGUGGGCCCAGCCCCUCCCCAGGUGGAGAGCCGCCUGCUGAGCCUUUUGCCAACAGUGUCCUGCAGCUCCAAGAGCAGGAUGCUGGGGGCCCAGGGGGAGCCACUGGGUCCCCUGAGAGUCGGGCAUCCCGAGUUCGAGCUGAUGAGGUGCGGCUGCAGUGCCAGAGUGGCAGUGGCUUCCUUGAAGGCCUCUUUGGCUGCCUGCGCCCCGUCUGGACCAUGAUUGGCAAAGCCUAUUCCACUGAGCACAAGCAGCAGCAGGAAGACCUCUGGGAGGUCCCCUUUGAGGAAAUCCUGGACCUGCAGUGGGUGGGCUCAGGGGCCCAGGGCGCUGUCUUCCUGGGGCGCUUCCACGGGGAGGAGGUGGCUGUGAAGAAGGUGCGGGACCUCAAGGAGACGGACAUCAAGCACCUGCGAAAGCUGAAGCACCCCAACAUCAUCACCUUCAAGGGUGUGUGCACUCAGGCUCCCUGCUACUGCAUCCUCAUGGAGUUCUGUGCCCAGGGCCAGCUGUAUGAGGUACUACGGGCUGGCCGCCCUGUCACCCCCUCCUUGCUGGUUGACUGGUCCAUGGGCAUCGCUGGUGGCAUGAACUACUUGCACCUGCACAAGAUUAUCCACAGAGACCUCAAGUCCCCCAACAUGCUGAUCACAUAUGACGAUGUGGUGAAGAUCUCAGAUUUUGGCACUUCCAAGGAGCUGAGUGACAAGAGCACCAAGAUGUCCUUCGCAGGGACAGUAGCCUGGAUGGCCCCUGAGGUGAUCCGCAAUGAACCCGUGUCUGAGAAGGUCGACAUCUGGUCCUUUGGUGUGGUACUGUGGGAACUUCUGACUGGUGAGAUCCCCUACAAAGAUGUAGAUUCCUCAGCCAUUAUCUGGGGUGUAGGAAGCAACAGUCUCCAUCUGCCUGUGCCCUCCAGCUGCCCAGAUGGCUUCAAAAUCCUGCUUCGCCAGUGCUGGAACAGCAAGCCCCGAAAUCGUCCAUCAUUCCGACAGAUCUUGCUGCAUCUGGACAUCGCCUCAGCCGAUGUGCUCUCUACACCCCAGGAGACUUACUUUAAGUCACAGGCCGAGUGGCGAGAAGAGGUAAAGCUGCACUUUGAAAAAAUUAAGUCAGAAGGGACAUGCCUGCACCGCCUUGAAGAAGAACUGGUGAUGCGGAGGAGGGAGGAGCUCAGACAUGCCUUGGACAUCAGGGAGCACUAUGAACGGAAGCUUGAGAGGGCCAACAACCUCUACAUGGAACUUAAUGCUCUGAUGUUGCAGCUGGAGCUCAAGGAACGGGAGCUACUCAGGCGGGAGCAAGCUUUAGAGCGCAAGUGCCCAGGCCUGCUGAAGUCCCACCCUUCACGGGGCCUCCUGCAUGGUAACACAGUGGAGAAGCUCAUCAAGAAGAGGAAUGUGCCACAGAAGCUGUCACCCCACAGCAAAAGACCAGAUAUUCUCAAGACAGAGUCUUUGCUACCUAAGCUAGAUGCAGCCCUGAGUGGGGUGGGGCUUCCUGGCUGUCCUAAGGGGCCUCCCUCACCAGGAAGGAGUCGCCGGGGCAAGACCCGUCACCGCAAGGCCAGCGCUAAGGGCAGCUGUGGGGACUUGCCUGGGCUUCGUGCAGCUGUGCCAGUCCCUGAACCUGGGGGACCAGGAAACCCAGGGGGGCUAGGAGGGGGACCCUCAGCCUGGGAGGCUUGUCCCCCCGCCCUCCGUGGGCUCCACCACGACCUUCUACUACGCAAGAUGUCUUCAUCAUCGCCAGAUCUGCUGUCUGCAGCACUGGGAACCCGGGGCCGGGGGGCCACAGGGGGAGCUGGGGAUCCUGGCUCACCACCUCCAGCCCGGGGUGACACCCCCCCAAGUGAGGGCUCAGCCCCUGGCUCCACCAGCCCAGAUUCACCUGGGGGAGCCAAAGGGGAGCCACCUCCACCAGUGGGACCUGGUGAAGGUGUGGGGCUGCUGGGAACUGGAAGGGAAGGGACAGCAGGCCGGGGAGGAAGCCGGGCCGGGGCCCAGCACUUGACCCCAGCUGCACUGCUGUACAGGGCUGCUGUCACCCGAAGUCAGAAACGUGGCAUCUCCUCAGAGGAAGAGGAAGGAGAGGUGGACAGUGAAGUAGAGCUGACAUCAAGCCAGAGGUGGCCUCAGGGCCUGAACAUGCGCCAGUCACUAUCUACCUUCAGCUCAGAGAACCCAUCAGAUGGGGAGGAGGGCACAGCUAGUGAGCCUUCCCCCAGUGGCACACCUGAUGUUGGCAGUACCAACACUGAUGAGCGGCCAGAUGAGCGGUCUGAUGACAUGUGCUCCCAGGGCUCAGAAAUCCCACUGGACCCACCUGCUUCAGAGGUGGUCCCUGGUCCUGAACCCAACUCCUUGCCCAUCCCACAGCAGAACCUACUCAGAAGGGAACAGGGCCCUACCAAUUCUGAGGACUCAGACUGUGACAGCACUGAAUUGGACAACUCCAACAGCGGUGAUGCCUUGCAGCCCCUAGCUUCCCUUCCUCCAUGAAAGCUACCCUUAUUCCCUGUACAUAGAGAAAUAUUUAUAUAAAUAAUAUAUAUGCGCCACAUAAUCAACAAAGGUGGGGCCAUCCCAGCCUUAAGCCCUGACUCACCUGAUAAAAUCUAGGGACACUGGCAUUUGUGGAAGUGCGUGACAAGUACUACCCUAGAGCAGUGCGCAAGGGGAAGCAGCACCCCAUCCCUCAUGUUCAGCAAGUGGUAGGCAAUAGCAAAGCCAGGUUUGUCUCCUAUGCUCCUCUAUAUCCCACCACCACCGAAUCCUGGGGAGCAGAAGAGGGUAUCACGUAGACUGCACUUAUUUUGUUUUCCGUUAACUGUUUACACGUUUUGCACUUGGGAGGAGGGAGGCUAAGGCUGGGUCCUUCCCUCUGAGUUUUCUCAGGUGGCAACUGUAACUCAUUCUUCAUCCCUCCAUUUCUCUGCCCAAACCAUGGCUUGGGGGACCUGGGGGUGGGGUGGGGGGGAGGUUAGGAAACUGAUAGCAUGUGCUGGCUCAGGCUGAAGGAUUGGGGUGUAAGUCCCUGCUUUGAUCCCGGUGCUGAUUGGGGUGGGGACUGUCAUAUUGUAAUCCCUGUGAAAAACCUUGAAAUAUAACCACUCCAUGCAGGCCCAGCUGUUGAGGGUUUUCUUGGUGAACCAAUGGGGUAGCAUACAUGGUAAGUAGGACCAUAUCUGAGGACUUUGGACAAGUUACUUUCCCUUUUAUGCUUCUUUUUUUUAACUACCUAAAUGAACAUCAUCACCCCAAGCCCCAAUCUUCUAAACUUUUCUGCAUAAAUGGCAUCUAAAUUAUUUUAGCUAUUAAAAAGAAGAAGAAAAUCAAGUUUAGUUUACAAUUUGCAAACUUCGACAAGGGGAGAGACAGUUCCCAACAACUUGAAUAUCAGUUGGAUCUAUGUUCUUCUGCCUCCACAUGCAUGCAUAUCUGCAUCCUCCUACACCCUCCUCCCCCAAUUUUGGGGGCUUAAGUUUUACAAGGCUAACCAAGUGCACCGUCAUCUUGCUACAGCUAUUAGGUCACCUUGGGAGCAAAGGCAAGGUGUUCAAGAGAAAACAGAAUCAAGGGUCACAAAAAAUGGAGUUGUGGUAAAAUAGAAGAAAGCAUCUUAACUGGAAUAAAGGCUUCUAUUAAAAACCCAAGAAGGGUCCUUGUCCUUUGCUGGAUAAAAGGUAUAAAAACAACAGCAAGACAACAGGAAUAAAACCCACAUGAAUCACUGUGGCAUCCAGUUUCUAUUCACAAAGAAAAAGCUCCAGUCCAUCUUUUAAUUUUUUUUG